Messenger RNA from Ascoidea rubescens DSM 1968, 654 nucleotides. It is a transcript of the gene OPI3, whose product is annotated as bifunctional phosphatidyl-N-methylethanolamine N-methyltransferase/phosphatidyl-N-dimethylethanolamine N-methyltransferase. Lineage: Eukaryota; Fungi; Ascomycota; Saccharomycetes; Ascoideales; Ascoideaceae. The transcript has a single exon. The record is from RefSeq and is a predicted model, not a curated record. Gene Ontology annotation, biological process: phosphatidylcholine biosynthetic process. Bases 1 to 654 code for a protein of 217 amino acids. Gene Ontology annotation, molecular function: S-adenosylmethionine-dependent methyltransferase activity.
AUGUCUGCUAUCGAUGCCUACAUCAGCUACGCUGUCAACGUCGUCCAGGUUCUUGUCGCUGACAUUGACUUCCAAGAACCCACUCUCCAGCUCUCGUUGAUCUGUAUCGCUUUCAAUCCCAUUUUCUGGAACAUUGUCGCCAGGCUUGAGUAUCGCAAGAAAAUACUCACAAAAUUGGCCGGAAACAACCCCAAGAGAGGCUGCUACUUGCUAGCUAUCACCAUUUUCUCGAUCGGUAUUGUCAGAGAUCUUGUUUAUGAAAACGCUCUCAAAAAACAGCCAACAUCGAAGAUCUUGACCGAUAACACAAUUCUCAAAGACUACUUGAGUUACGCCACUUUUGGUUUUGGUGGGAUAUUGACAUUGUCGUCAAUGUAUGCAUUGGGUGUCACUGGAACAUAUUUGGGUGACUACUUUGGUAUCUUGAUGGAAGAAAGAGUAACCAGCUUCCCAUUCAACAUCACCGACAAUCCAAUGUAUGAAGGAUCGACAUUAAGUUUCUUGGGCACUGCUUUGUACUAUGGAAAACCUGCUGGGUUGUUUGCUACAGGAUUUGUCUACUUGAUGUAUUCAAUUGCUCUUAAAUUCGAAGAGCCCUUCACUGCUAUGAUCUAUGCCAAAAGAGAUGAAGAGCGUUCAAAGAAGCAAAACUAA